Messenger RNA from Oreochromis aureus, 3093 nucleotides. It is a transcript of the gene ddc, whose product is annotated as dopa decarboxylase. Gene Ontology annotation, biological process: serotonin biosynthetic process; amino acid metabolic process; catecholamine metabolic process. The coding region runs from base 393 to 1835 and encodes 480 amino acids. The transcript is spliced from 14 exons. The record is from RefSeq and is a predicted model, not a curated record. Gene Ontology annotation, molecular function: pyridoxal phosphate binding; aromatic-L-amino-acid decarboxylase activity. Lineage: Eukaryota; Metazoa; Chordata; Actinopteri; Cichliformes; Cichlidae.
GUCUAUAUCUGUGUACAUUUAGAGCAUGUGGUAAAAAUAUAUGUAAAAAGACUGAGUGCCUGUUUUUGUGUGUUUGUAUGCACUGUGUGCGCGAGUGCAACGUACAUGUGUGUGUAGAGACAUGGUAAUAGCAGCUCCAGGAACUCCUUGUGAAUCAGUCUUUCUUGCGUUGGCCAUGAGCCCCAUUCCCAUUGGCUGGUCUGGUGGGGGUUGGUGGGAUGAGGGUGGUAAGUGGCAAGAUAAAAGGAGCAAAUGUCUCUUGUCCUGCUUACACACACACACAAACACACUCACCACGUGCCUAGCUGUCGGUCUCUUUGUGGACGCUAAAGGAAGAGAUCCACUAUCCAAACACCGCUGCUGAAGCUGAAGCUCACCUGUAGAUUUGUACCAUGGACGCAGCAGAAUUUCGACGCAGAGGCAAAGAGAUGGUAGACUAUGUGGCCGACUACCUAGAAAACAUAGAGAAGCGACCCGUCUACCCAGAUUUGGAACCAGGAUAUCUUCGCUCUUUAAUCCCCAAUGAGGCACCACUGGAGCCUGAAAGCUACGAGGACAUUAUAAAAGACGUUGAGAGGGUCAUAAUGCCAGGGGUCACCCACUGGCACAGCCCGUACUUCUUUGCUUACUUUCCAGCAGCAUCCUCUUACCCUGCCAUGGUGGCCGACAUGCUUUGUGGAGCUAUUGGUUGCAUUGGAUUUUCCUGGGCUGCCAGCCCAGCUUGCACCGAGCUGGAGACAGUGAUGUUAGAUUGGCUUGGGAAGAUGCUUCAGCUGCCUGAGUGUUUUAUAGCUGGGACACAUGGCCGUGGAGGUGGUGUCAUUCAGGGAACUGCCAGUGAGGCCACCCUGAUGUCUUUGCUCGCUGCACGCUGUAAAGCAGUCAGACGGGUCCAGGCGAUCAAUGCCAAAAAAUCCGAGUCUGAAAUCCUUUCCAAGCUGGUGGCAUACACAUCUGACCAGGCUCAUUCUUCAGUGGAGCGUGCUGCUCUGAUUGGAGCAGUCAUGAUGAGGAAGGUGCCUACAGAUAACCAUUAUGCUGUCAGAAAGGAAAUGCUUAAGAAGAUGGUGGAGGAGGACAAAGCAGCUGGACUCAUCCCUUUCUAUUUCUGUGCAACGCUGGGCACCACUCCCUCCUGUGCUUUUGAUCACCUCACUGAGCUGGGGCCCUUAUGUAAUGAGGAAAAUAUGUGGAUGCACAUUGAUGCGGCGUAUGCUGGGAGCGCAUUCAUCUGCCCAGAAUUUAGACCUUUGUUGAACGGUGUUGAGUUUGCAGACUCUUUCAACUUCAACCCACACAAGUGGCUUUUAGUCAACUUUGACUGCUCUGCGAUGUGGGUGAAGGAGAGAGCAGACAUCAUUGGAGCCUUUAAAAUGGAACCCCUUUACCUGAAACAUGAAAACCAGGAAUCAGGACUGGUCACAGAUUAUCGGCACUGGCAGAUCCCACUGGGAAGGAGAUUUCGCUCACUGAAGAUGUGGUUUGUCUUUCGCAUGUAUGGGCUCAAAGGUCUGCAAGCUCAUAUACGCAAGCAAGUGGCCCUGGCCAAGGAGUUUGAGAGUCUGGUGCGAGCAGACAAGAGGUUUGAGAUCUGUGCUGAAGUUGUCCUGGGACUGGUCUGCUUCAGGCUCAAGGGCUCCAAUGAACUGAACCAAGAGUUGCUGAAAAGGAUCACCAAGAGCAGAGAGAUCCAUCUGGUGCCUUGUCAGCUCUCAGGCCGCUUUGUCCUGCGCUUUGCCAUCUGUGCACGCUCUACUGAGUCACAUCACAUCCAGCAAGCAUGGCAGCACAUCACGCAACUGACAUUUGAGCUUUUGCAGGAGGCCAGUCAUUAACCAAAACGCUGGAAAAGGGGUCGUCCACUCCGAUCCCUGAAUGACAACCAAAGUUGGGACUGAAGUUUGAUGGAGUUUUGCAGAUGUAAAAUGUCAUAAAGGCAAAGUGGAGUAAUUUAUCUAACAGGCAGUUCUCCUUCUGUCUGCAGCAAAGAAUCCAGUCCAGUUAACAGUGGUAAAUAUUACACUGUCACAAAUUAUGACAAAAAACAACAAAAACAUAUGCAGAGUUCCAAAAAUAACAUUUUAUAUCUGCAUUUUCUCCCUCUGUUGACUCCACGUUGUCUCUCACGGAUCACUAAUCAUGUUAUUGUCCACAUCACAGUGCACUUGUCUAUGCCGGUUCUGUGUCUUCUGUGUGUAAAACUUGUUUGGGGGUAAAUUCAGUGUUUCGUGUGGUUGAAUUGAGGCUAAAUUAUUUUGCAAAGAAUGUAUUGCGCACUUUGUGAAUUUCUGACUCAGUGUUUGUCUGCAACUUUUUUUUUUAGGUGCUCAUUCAGAAACUGCUUCCAAAUAUAUUAAUGAGUGAUACAUGGAGGGCUUCAUGAAGUGUCAGGCUAAAGAUUUCUAAUAUAAUAUCCUAGUGAUUAGGUUAAGUGCACUCACUUAUUUAUUAACUAAUUUGCAAAAGUAGUAUUUUUUUAAUAUACAACGGCAGAUUAGGGCUGAUUAUAUGUUAUUGAUUCAUAUUGUGUCUUAUGACAGCUGGCCAGUAUUCCCCAACAGCAGUACAAGACAAUCACUCAGUCACUGAAGUGAAAUUAUGCUCCUUUGAGGCUUUGUCGUACAUUCAAAUAAACUCAAUUUUCAUUACAUUUCUGUGCUCAGACAGAAAAAUAAUAUUAAGAUGAAAAUUUAAAACCUAAAUUAUGCAAAUGUAUUAAAUAUUCGCUCACUGUUUUCUGUGUAUCACUGAUUUGGCGUUUGUCUUUGAUUUGAAUGUACCAGAAAUAUAGGAUGCUUUAGAUUCCACACUUUAGUGUCCUGUUAUAUAUUUUCAAAACCUGGAGAUCUGAGACAAAUUUUCAUAAUGAUCAAAUGUAACUAAAUCCCCUGCCAAACCGUUAUUGUUUGCACUAACCUGACCCUUUACACCUGCCCUUUCAGGGGAUUUAGAAAUCUGUGCUCUGACGGCACCACGCAUUGCUGUAAUUUCAGAUGAUUGUGCUAACGUCAGUGGCUGUGUCUGACCCAAGUGUUUCCUCAUUGGCUAGACUGUGCUGCAUGGAGUGAUAUGGUUUAUUUGAAUAAAGUCUGC